Messenger RNA from Trifolium pratense (red clover), 2199 nucleotides. RefSeq lists its product as uncharacterized. The coding region runs from base 1 to 2199 and encodes 732 amino acids. NCBI's taxonomy places the organism in Eukaryota, Viridiplantae, Streptophyta, Magnoliopsida, Fabales, Fabaceae. The transcript has a single exon. The record is from RefSeq and is a predicted model, not a curated record.
AUGGACCGUAGUUGGAUGAGAGCUAAUCGAUUAAGUACUGAGUACAGACAUGGAGUGAUGGAAUUUCUACAGUUUGCGGAAAGUAAUGCUGAACUAGAACGUCCUCCUCCUGAAUUUCCUCCACUUUUUCUAUGUCCGUGUAUAAAUUGUGCAAAUAAAGAACCAAAACGUACUAAGAAAGAAAUCAUGAAUCAUCUAAUUUGUGACGGGAUUUGUCAAAAUUAUACACAAUGGAUAUGGCACGGUGAAGUAGUUGCAACGCCAAGUGUGUCCCAUAGAGAAAGUGGUAGUGUGGAUAUCGAUGAUCGACUGGAAGACAUGAUGCGUGAUAUUGGAGAAGAUUCGUUUAAGAGGGCGCAUGUGUAUGAAACUUUAUGCAGUGACAAGGAUGAACCAUUGUAUCCGGGAUGCACAAAUUUUACCCGUUUGUCUGCGGUGUUAAAAUUGUUUAAUUUGAAAGCAAAAAAUGGGUGGACCGACAAAAGUUUCACUGAAUUGCUUGAAUUGUUGAUACAAAUGCUUCCAGAAGGUAAUGUAAUGCCAAAUCGUUAUUACGAGGCGAAAAAAGUAUUGUGUCCAAUGGGUUUGGAGUAUGAAAAGAUACAUGCAUGCCCUAAUGAUUGUAUAUUAUACCGAAAAGAGUUUGUAAACUAUAAUCAUUGUCCGACAUGUAAGGCGUCUCGCUACAAAAAGAAAGAUGGUGAUUCUAGUGAUGAUGAGGUGACCAAAACGGGUCCUCCCGCGAAAGUCGUAUGGUACCUACCAAUAAUUUCAAGGUUCAAGAGAUUGUUUGCUAAUGCAAAUGACGCAAAGAAUCUUAGAUGGCAUGCAGAAGAGAGAAAAUGUGAUGGCCAAAUUCGCCAUGUAGCUGAUUCUUUGCAAUGGAAGAAAAUUGACUCUUUGUUUCCAAAUUUUGGCAAAGAGUCGAGAAACCUUAGACUUGGACUUGCUACUGAUGGAAUGAAUCCGUUUGGUAAUCAAAGUACUAACCAUAGUUCAUGGCCUGUUCUCCUGAUGAUUUACAACCUAUCUCCUUGGUUGUGCAUGAAGCGUAAAUAUAUUAUGUUAUCGAUGAUGAUUUCAGGCCCAAGACAACCAGGAAAUGACAUAGAUGUUUAUCUAAGUCCACUAAUUGAUGAUUUGAAAGUGUUGUGGGAGGAAGGAGUGGAUGUUUUUGAUUCGUAUUCUGGUGAACAGUUCAACAUGCGUGCCAUGUUGUUUUGCACCAUCAACGACUUUCCGGCAUACGGCAAUUUGUCUGGGUAUUCCGUUAAAGGGCAUAAUGCGUGUCCCAUAUGUGAAAAAAAAACAUGUUAUAAGCAACUGAAAAAUGGAAAGAAGACUGUUUAUCUUGGCCACCGAAAAUUUCUAAAUCGUUAUCAUCCAUAUCGUAGAUUGCGAAAAGCUUUUGACGGAGACCAAGAGAAUGGUGUUGCUCCAACGCCCUUAACUGGAGAGGAAGUUUAUGAACGACAACGAGACAUUAAUGUUGUCUUCGGAAAGUGCCAAAAGCCAAAAGGGAGAGUGCCAAAAGCGAAAGUGCCAAAAGCCGAAAGUGAAAGUGUCAAAAGGAAAAAGCAGCCUGUUGUGAAAAGUAUAUGGAAAAAGAGGUCAGUGUUCUUUGAUCUUCCAUAUUGGUCUAGUCUUGAUGUAAGACAUUGUAUUGAUGUGAUGCACGUGGAGAAAAAUGUAUGUGAUAGUGUAAUUGGAACACUUCUCGACAUUAAAGGCAAGACAAAAGAUGGUGCACAUGCUCGUCUUGAUAUGGAUUUGAUGGGUAUACGACAAGAGUUAUUACCACAAAAAAUCAAUGACAAGACAUAUUUGCCUCCCGCGUGUCACACUUUGUCUAAAGACGAGAAAACAAGUUUUUGCAAGUGUUUACAAAGUAUCAAAGUGCCACAUGGUUACUCGUCAAAUGUCAAGAGCCUUGUAUCAAUGAAAGAUCUCAAAUUAAUCGGCUUAAAAUCUCAUGAUUGUCAUGUCUUGAUGCAACAACUACUACCUGUGGCUAUUCGUGGGAUAUUGCCCGAUAAUGUUAGGAAAGCUAUAUGCAGGUUGUGCUUAUUCUUCAAUGCAAUAUGUUGUAAAGCAAUUGAUCCAUUGAAGUUAGACGAGUUGGAAAACGAAGCUGCAGUUAUCUUGUGUCAAUUGGAGAUUAUUUUCCUCCUUCAUUUUUUGACAUUAUGGUUCAUUUGA